GUACCAAACAUAUAUUUUAAAAUAGCCUGCUAAUGUUAACGUACCUCGUGACUCACUUUGUAAACAGAAGUAUAAACAGCAAUUCACUUCGUCGAAGGCUGACCGCUGCCCUCUCCAAGCGACGCGCACGGCCCAUUUGGCCCCACCCUCCUCGUCUUCGCGCUUACUUCUGCUAACAGCCGACCGGCGAUCGUUGACUAAAGUGCCACUGCAAGAGGAGGUAUUAAAUACAACAGGACCCCUCACGUUCAGAGAAGAUUAAAAGAAGUCGCUUACUGCUUGAAGAAUGCUUUUCUUCUGUGUUUGACACCGAAAGGAUUGAAAUCAGGACUGAAACUGUUUAACUUUUCUGUUGCAUAAUCUAAGAAGCAUACAAGCAUUAAGGUGCCUGCUAAGACGAUGGAGCUCUUUCCUUGUUCCUGCUGGACAGUCCUUUUUCAGUUACUUGAGUUUCUGUUUUUAACAAACUACGGAAUUUCUAAAAACAUAAACUUUUACAAUGUAAAGCCACUAAUGAAUCCAACACCUUUCCCGAACAGCUUCAAGUGCUUCACUUGUGACCAUGCAGAAGAUAAUUACAACUGUAACAGAUGGGCUGAAGACAAAUGGUGCCCACGGUAUACGGAAUACUGCAUGACAGUUCACCAUUUUACAAGUCAGGGCAGAAGCAAAUCAGUAACAAAGAGAUGUGCGUUUAAGGAAGAAUGUCAAGCUGUGGGAUGUAGACAUCACAGAGAUACAGGUCAUACGGAAUGCAUCUCUUGUUGUGAAGGCAUGGUCUGCAAUGUUGAGGUCCCAACAAAUCACACUAAUGCAGUAUUUUAUAUGGCACAGUCUUGGAGAUCCUCAGGACCCAGAAUUUCUGCAGUUAGCACUACAAUUUUCUGCAUUAUAGUGCUUGUAUCUUUAUUUUCAUGAAAAAAACUUAUUUUAGUUACUGAAAACAUAAGGAUGAUUAAUUAAAACAGAUGUACAAGAGAAAUAUUCAAGUGUGAAUAUAUGGAAAGAAAAACCAUUGUGUAAUGGUGCAAUGACAUAUCAGUCUGAUGUGUAAAACAGUACUGAGAAAAGACUGUUCAUGGAAAUAUUCAGUUGAGUUAAUGUGAAACUAAUUCAGAAACAAAAGGAACAUAUUACAUGUUUAACUCAUAUGAUACUUAUCUGACUUAUGCUUUGAAUCUCAGCCAGUGACAUUUUAAGGAAAACUCAACAUGAGUACAUUUUGCUUUUAAGUAAACAUUUUUACUGCACUUCCAACGUCAGUAACCUAUGUAUAUUUCUGAUGAUUUUAUAUGCAGUCUAGAUUUCAGUACCUGUAUUUAUCAAGCAUCUUAGAAUUACUCUUAGGAAUUGCACUAAAAGUCAGACUAGGAUAAGAAUGUGUCCUACCUCAGACUAGGACAAGAGACGUAUACUGUAUAUGAAGUUACUUACACCUACACCCAGCUAGGAGUAAAAGUUCAUGUUUGAGAAUGAAUAACAUCACAAUUUCAUGGCAGCCUAAGCCGCAAAAUGGUACUCUUACCGACGAUAUUGUAGUUGAAAAUCAUGAUGAGCUUUGUAGUUUUCUGAUAGUAACACUAUGACUUCACCACAAAGAUAAUUAUAAAAAUAAUAAUAAAAGAAGAAGAAGAAGGAGAACAUAAUCUGGUAGAUUAGUGAGCUAAGCUGCACUUCUUGUUGUAACUUUGCAACAACAUCUUAAAUAAUGCCGUAACAAGCACCGAGAUGGAAAGACUGAGAAACACACACUGAAUGAAGAGUAAAGCCAGGUAACAGGCAUGUUUAUUUAACAAUGAAAGGUCCACAGCUGUACUUUCAGAAAAAUAAACUUUGUGCUGUUAAGGCCACUGGAAGCACCUCAUAAAGUCACAGUUAUAUUGAAAGUAGCCCCUGUAUAUGUCGGGUUUACUCUUCAGGUGUGUUAUGGUAUACUGUGCCUCUCUGUGUGACUUUGUAUUCUGUGAGGCUGUAUUUAUCCAAUACCCCAGGAGUUUGCACCUGCCUUCUUUAAACUUCCCAGGCUUAUAAUCUAUAAUUUUAAUGUUCCACGGGCUCAUAGAACCAGAGGUCUGCAUACUUGUGUGACAUUUUGCUGUCAGUCAACCAUCCUGCCCCACUUAUUUUCAGGAUAAUAUAUUGGCUACCACAGUAUAGUUUACAUCCAUGAGUAGCUGUGUGUUAAUACUGUGAUAUGCUUGUGAUUCACAUAUGCAUGCUCAUUCACACUUGGGGAAAUGAUCUGCAUGUGGUGGUGAUUUGCAUGAAUGCCGCUUGUGUUAACAUUACCUCAUGUGGAAAGGUGGGGAAAUGCAUUGAUCUGGGUAUUACCUCACAUGUUGGAAUGGGGUUCAAAGUCUGAUAAUUCAAGAAAUAGUUGGUUGUAACAUACCCAGAUAAUUGUUACUGCAGAGCUGCAUUUUACAUUUAGCAUUAUGAAUAUUUUAAUUUUACCUGACAGUGCAUGGUUUCUCUGUGUAAAUGAAGCAAUCACAUAACAUACAGGAUUUGUUAGCAAUUUUAUUCCAUCUCUGGCAAAUCAAUAUUUUUUAUGAGUUUAUUGCAGUCCAGCAUUUCCAAAACAUUCUGCCUUUUUCCAGUAUGUGUGUGCUAAUCACUGCCUGAGCAGUCUUCUGGCAGCUGUUAGUGAGUUAGGACAGCUCACAAGCUCUCCUAAAUCCUGGUGAAGUUAGGAGUAGUUUCCUAAAUUAGGAAAUUUUGAUAAAAAUAUUUUCACUCCUACUCCUAAAAGUAGAAGCAAAUUUGUGUCACUUUGAGUUAGCUGGAACAGUUUUCGUAUUCUGAGACACUUGAUAAAUAUGGACACAGGUAAGGAGACCUGGGUUUGCUUCCUGGGUCCUCCCUGCGUGGAGUUUGCAUGUUCUCCCCAUGUCUGCGUGGGUUUCCUCUGGGUGCUCCGGUUCCCUCCCACAGUCCAAAGACAUGCAGGUUAGGUGUAUUGGCGAUCCGUAAUUGUCCCUAGUAUGUGCUUGGUGUGUGUGUGUGUGCGCCCUGCCCAGGAUUUGUUCCUGCCUUGCGCCCUGUGCUGGCUGGGAUUGGCGCCAGCAGACCCCCGUGACCUUGGGUUAGGAUAUAGCGGGUUGGACAAUGACUGACUGACUGGUUCAAAUCUAAUAAAAAAAAAACAUUUGUAAUCUCAUAUUUGACAUACUUGUUUAUGCUUUAAAGUUUAAAAAGAGGAAUGUCAAAUCACAUUUCCUUUAAUUGAAAGGAUAUUUUGUAAAACAUUUUUGAUAUUUAAUUAUUCAUCAGGUAUAUUUAUAUGAUAACUGUGCUUUGGUGUUUGUGUACAUUGAUACAUGUAACAAAGUGUAUUCAAAUACAUUUAAUAAAUAAAAAAAGUUUUAAGUCUGUAUUAUUUAAUCAUAGUACUUUUUUGCAGAACUGUUCAGUAUUUUAAAUGGAAAUAUAAUAUGCUUGUUCACAAAGACUCAUGCAGAAUGUUAUUAUUUGCAGUCCUGCAUAACUUGGGUUUUAUGUGACACUUGAAUGUGAUAUAUGAUACUUCUUUCAGAUUUUGUUUGUUUUCUUCAUUGUAUCUUUGUAUAUAUAUAUUUAUACAAUGUAUUUCAUGACCAUUGAAUUUUGGAACUGUAUAUUAUAAAUAGACGUAAGAGUUUGUGAUAACAAAUAAAAUGCACAGAUAUUACACCAAAAAUAAAGAUUGGUUGGAUGUUAGUAUUAUUAUAUAUCUAUCACUGCAGCUUGGAUCUGAGUCCUAAUACAUAGUGGGAAGGAAAUCUCCUGAAGAUAUUUUUGUAAUUAUGUUUAAACCAAGUAGACGGGAAUAAGAUUUGUUUUGAAAUCACUCUUUGUAACAAUAUCACAUUUCUGAAUUCGUCCCUUUAUCGAAUAUUUUUUUACAUAGUUAUUUCUGCACUUUUUUUUAAAGAAAUGUGGAAGGUCAAAAUAAGUACAACAUGGAUAUGAAUAAUACAUUGGGUUUGUUAACAUCUUUGAAAAAAAUGAAGAGUCCAGUUUGUAAUGAAAUUCAAACAUGCACAGAGGAACCAGAUGCAUAAUUAAAUUAUCCACAUUUCAGAAAGUGUUCUUAAUGCUUAUAGUAGAUACUUUUGGUUUAUAUACUUGAUACUGUAUGUCAGCAACUAAAUAAAACCUGAAAUGAUAAGAAAUUUUCAAAUUUGAAAAAGCUGUGAUAUCUACAGAUCUAUAAAGAUGAAGCAAAUCUUUUGUGUAGAAUUUUAUAUAACUAGUAUUGGUGUGCAUAAUUUGUAUAGUUCUGUACCUCACAAAGUAGAUUAGAUUUUUAAAUCACAGGCCAGCAUGCAGAGUUCAAAUCCCAUUUGGUGUGUCAUCUGAGUAGAUUUUGCAUUUUCUCAUUUAACUUGUUUGAAAUAAAUAUUUGGUUUUGCAUUGCUUAUAAAAUACUGAAGCCGCUGCUGCUUUUAAUUAAAUAGCAUAAAUGUAUAUAUAGCUUUCCUAGUAAACUAGUUUCAGUCAAUCAGUGAGAGAGAAAUGACUCACUGUAAUUUGAUGUGUUUCCAUAAAUGUAUGUGUAAAGUGGAUUUUAGAUUUUAUUUAUGCCAAACUGGAUGCUACAUUAAACAGACUACUGCAGAUUUCUUUGUAACUGAAACAAAUAAUAAUAAUUAAGGGGUUAUUAUAUGAACUGGUAAAACAGUAUACAGUGGAUGAGACUGGUAAUUAAAUAUAAAUAUACUUUAUGUACACAAUACCAUUUUGCUCACCAACUGUAAAUAAAAAAUUAAACCUGAUAUUCUUUACAUUUUCUGCAUCAUCUAUAAAUAAAAUAGAGUAUAUUAUUAUUGUUAUGUUAUGCUUGCAUUGGCUUUGUAUACCUAUGACUACAGCAGAGUCAACCUAAGUAUUUUUAAGUUGUAUAUGUUCAACCAUUGGCCACGAUGGGAGCUGAGUCAAAGUCCUUGGGGACAGUUGUCCUGUUUGUAUACUAAUUUUUUUUUUCU
Messenger RNA from Erpetoichthys calabaricus (reedfish), 4967 nucleotides. It is a transcript of the gene lypd6b, whose product is annotated as LY6/PLAUR domain containing 6B. Bases 400 to 918 code for a protein of 172 amino acids. The record is from RefSeq and is a predicted model, not a curated record. Lineage: Eukaryota; Metazoa; Chordata; Cladistia; Polypteriformes; Polypteridae. The transcript is spliced from 6 exons. Gene Ontology annotation, molecular function: acetylcholine receptor regulator activity.